Messenger RNA from Laetiporus sulphureus 93-53, 768 nucleotides. Its product is annotated as 60S ribosomal protein L13a. The coding region runs from base 47 to 649 and encodes 200 amino acids. The transcript is spliced from 5 exons. NCBI's taxonomy places the organism in Eukaryota, Fungi, Basidiomycota, Agaricomycetes, Polyporales, Laetiporaceae. Gene Ontology annotation, molecular function: mRNA binding; structural constituent of ribosome. Gene Ontology annotation, biological process: negative regulation of translation; translation. Gene Ontology annotation, cellular component: cytosolic large ribosomal subunit; ribosome. The record is from RefSeq and is a predicted model, not a curated record.
UUCUCAGCCACCAUUGCUAACGACUGCAAGAUCGUCAAGACUCGCCAUGGCCACCUUCUCCUCCUCGCCCAUUGUUAUUGAUGGCAAGGGCCAUCUUCUGGGUCGUCUCGCUUCAAUCGUCGCGAAGCAAAUCCUGAACGGCCAGAAGAUUGUGGUUGUGCGGUGUGAGGAGAUAAAUAUCUCGGGCAGCUUCUUCCGUAACAAGCUGCGGUACCAUAAUUUCUUGCACAAGCGCCACAUUGUGAACCCGAAGAAGUCUGGCCCUUUCCAUCACCGUGCCCCCUCCAAGAUUCUCUACCGGGCCAUCCGUGGUAUGGUUCCGCAUAAGACCGCCCGCGGCACGGCAGCCCUUGAACGCCUCAAGUUGUUCGAGGGUGUUCCUCCUCCUUACGAUCGCAAGAAGCGAAUGGUGGUUCCUGAGGCUCUGAGAGUCUUGCGGUUGAAGCCUGGUCGCAAGUACUGCACAGUCAAGCGUCUGUCUCAUGAGGUUGGUUGGGGCUACAAGGAUGUGGUGGACCGUCUGGAGGAGAAGAGGAAGGUUAAGGCCCAGGCCUUCCAUGAACGCAAGCUGGCAACUAUCAAGCUGCGUCAAAAAGCCAUUGCCGACACAGCAUCGUCCUUCGAGAACCUUACACAGCUCGGCUACUAGAUGGUCUAAUUGCAUGGCUUGUUGCAUGCUCUAUUCGCGAUCCACUGUGACCAGAUGCCACGAGGUAUUUCAUGUAAACCACGUACUCUUUAUGCCUGUUCCGUGGAUGUGUUACCAGG